Phalaenopsis equestris is the source of this 685-nucleotide messenger RNA. RefSeq lists its product as uncharacterized. Bases 70 to 588 code for a protein of 172 amino acids. Gene Ontology annotation, molecular function: calcium ion binding. The transcript has 4 exons. The record is from RefSeq and is a predicted model, not a curated record. NCBI's taxonomy places the organism in Eukaryota, Viridiplantae, Streptophyta, Magnoliopsida, Asparagales, Orchidaceae.
CCAAUUUUCGGCUGUAAAUCCCAUAAAUAUUCCGUUCAACUGCGUUUCUUCCUUCUCAGUCAGUGAGAAAUGGGACAGGUGUUGGCCAGCAUUCAAGAUAGGUUCCACGGGAAGGAGUGGAAGGAGAGGCAGAUCAGGAAGAUCAGUGACAAGGUGUUUGACCGAAUCAAGGACGAUUUGGGACAGAGAAGCCUCGCCUUUGAGGAUCUCUACAUCGCUGUUCUCAUCGUAUACAAUGACAUCAAUAAGUACUUACCUGGGCCUCAUAAUGAUCCCCCGUCCAAGGAGAAGCUGAAAUUAAUGAUGCAGAAGUAUGACUGGAAUCUAGAUGGGGAGCUGGACCGGGAGGAGUUUGCAGAGUUCAUUCAGUCCCUGACAGCCGACACCGUCACCGCUGUCGGCCGGAAUCUUAUAAUCGCGCUGGUGAUCGCUCCGGCGCUGGCUUUGGCGGCGAAGAGAGCAACGGAGGGUGUUCCGGGAGUGGGUAAGGCGAUGAAGAAGGUGCCUAACUCUAUUUACGCCUCCAUUGUCACUCUUGCUGUUAUUCUGUUUCAGAAGGAUGGUGAAGAUUCUGAGGCUUAUGACUGAUGAUGAAGAGAGAACAGCUUAAUUGGCUUUUAUGUUUUGCCAAUUCAGUGUAUCAUAAUAAGAAUACAUUUGUGAUGUCAAAAAAGAAAAAAAAAAA